AUGGUGAGAGCUCCGUGCUGCGAGAAGAUGGGGCUGAAGAAGGGGCCGUGGACGGUCGAGGAGGACCAGGUUCUCGUCUCCUACAUUCACAGGCACGGCCACGGGAAUUGGCGGGCUCUCCCUAAACAAGCCGGUAAUCACCACCUUCUCUCUCUCUCUCCCUCUCUCUAUCUCUAUCUAUCUUUCAGGGGGGUGGCAGCAACCAUCCAUCAGGGCUGUGGAGAUCGGCGGCGAGAUCUCUGAAAUUGGAUUGUUCUUGGGAUGUCUCAGGUCUGCUGAGGUGCGGGAAGAGCUGCAGGCUCCGGUGGACCAACUAUCUGCGCCCGGAUAUCAAGAGAGGGAACUUCAGCAAGGAGGAAGAAGAUGUCAUCGUCCGCUUACACGAGCUCCUGGGCAACAGGUACUCCCACCGUCCGCUAAUUCACAGGGAGAGAGAGAGCUUCCGUUAGCUGGACGCUAUGAGCAUCGAUGGAGCAGACGAUGCCAAAUUUGGAUGUUUCUCAACUUAUGUAAUAGAGUUGAUCCACCCAUCAUUCAGAUAGAUGGGGGUAAAUUAACGUUCGGACGCAGCCGGGAAGCGCCUUGAGCGUCGCUCCUUCUCCUCUGUGUACCAGGUGGUCUGCCAUUGCAGCGAGGCUCCCGGGAAGGACGGACAACGAGAUCAAGAACGUUUGGCACACCCACUUGAAGAAGCGGAGGAAGGCCAUUCCCGAACCGGGUUCCCAGAAGCCGACGAGAGAGGAGGCCCACUCUGAGUCCUGCGGCGGCGGCGGCGGCGCCUCCUCUGCCGCGGAGGAGGAGACGAAGCACGCGAUUCUCCGAGAUCUGAGGCCCGCCCCGCCGUCUCCGUGGCGGUCCUGCAGCGAGCUCUCGUCGGCGGCCACGGACUCGUCCAACGCCGCCUCAGUCAAGGAUGAGGAGCACGACGGCUCGUUGGAGUUCCCGGGCAUGGCGGAGUUCCUCUGGUGGGCGGCACCCAUGUCCUCGGAGAUUCCAGGGACGUGUGCGGAUAACUUCUCGGAGUCCGGCGGCUCUUCCCUCCCCUCCUCCUCCGGCCAACGGGGAGAAGACCUGCAGGCCAGCGCGUCUUCCGGCGAGGACGAUAUGGAUUUCUGGCUCCGGUUGCUCAUGGAAGCGGGAGACUUCCCCGAGCUGCCGAGCUUAUGA
Molecule: messenger RNA, 1167 nt
Organism: Spirodela intermedia
Lineage: Eukaryota; Viridiplantae; Streptophyta; Magnoliopsida; Alismatales; Araceae
Source: the annotation of a GenBank genome assembly